AUGACAGUAUGUGAUUUUGAAAUAGUGAAGCUGUGUGACUUUGGUAUUUCGGUGCCAUUGAAUGCAGACGACGUAUUAGAUACUGAUGCAGAAGUAGAAUAUAUUGGUACCUCUAACUGGGCAGCCCCUGAAGCAGUAUGUAGUGAUGGUCCAAAUCCUAUUACAAACAAAGCUGAUAUAUUUUCAUUUGGUCUGGUACUACGGGAAAUGAUAACACUCAGAACACCACAUUGUGAUGAGUCAUCAGUGGAAGAAGUUGAUACAUCUGAGGUGGCAGAGGAAGGUGCAUUUGAUGAUACAUCUUUCAUAUCUUCACCAGACACAUCUGUGUCUGCCAUGAUUGGUCUGAAAUGUGGGACUAGACCACCAUUACCAGACAGUCCACUGGGUGAAGAACAUAAACCAGUGAUAAUGCUCUUCAAUUCAUGCACUGAGGAAGAUUUCAAGAAAUGA
This is a messenger RNA of Zootermopsis nevadensis, 453 nucleotides long. The record is from RefSeq and is a predicted model, not a curated record. Lineage: Eukaryota; Metazoa; Arthropoda; Insecta; Blattodea; Termopsidae.